AUGGCCGCCGCCGCGGCGUCCUACUUCUCCGGCGCGGCGUUCAUGCCGACGCAGCGACCGGGGCCCGCCGCCGCCGCCGCGCACGACUACGCCGCGGCCACCCCGUCCCCCUCCAAGCCGCGCGGCAACCCCCGCUACUCCGGCUGCGUCCCGGCCACGGUGCGCCACAUCGCCCGCUCCCUCGCCGCCGCCGACGCCGGCGGCGACCCCGCCUUCUCCAUCGACGGCGUCAAGACCAGCAACGUUAGGGUUUUGGGGAAGGUGGAGACCGUGGUGAGCGGGGAGACCGACGUGUCGUUCACGCUCGACGACGGCACUGGGAAGAUCCCGCUCGUGCGGUGGAUCGCCGACGACGCAGAUGCUCGCGACGCCGCCUACGUCAAGGCUGGAGUGUACGUCAGGGUUCAUGUGGACAUCACGGGGUUUCAAACUAAUCAGCAGGGGUUUGCUCGAUCUAUCCGUCCAAUUACCAAUUUCAAUGAAGUGGUGCUGCAUUUCAUCGAAUGCAUUCAUGUGCACAUCGAAAAUACUCGGCCGAAGAUGCAAGAGACAUUCCCUCCAGCAGUUCAAACAAACGCCUAUACUCAGGUGCCUUAUACUGGUGGAGUGACAGAACACCAAGUCCAUUUUGCUCCUCAAGUAAACCAAGGGCAACUCCCGCCUGCAGCUCGAACAAAUGCAUCUACUUAUGCUCCCUUUACUGGUGGUGUGAGAGAACAUCAAGUUCAUUUUGCCCCUCAAGUAAAUCAAGGACAGUUCCACCCCACGGUUCAAACAAAUAGAUCUACAUAUGGGCCUUUUUCUGGUGGAGUGAGAGACCAUCAAAUUCAUCAGUUUGCUCCUCAAGUAAACCAAGUAUGGAAUUUUGUGAUAACUUCUGUUUUAUGA
Lolium rigidum is the source of this 888-nucleotide messenger RNA. Its product is annotated as replication protein A 32 kDa subunit C-like. Bases 1 to 888 code for a protein of 295 amino acids. Gene Ontology annotation, cellular component: site of double-strand break; chromosome, telomeric region; DNA replication factor A complex. The transcript is spliced from 7 exons. The record is from RefSeq and is a predicted model, not a curated record. Gene Ontology annotation, biological process: nucleotide-excision repair; DNA replication; double-strand break repair via homologous recombination. Lineage: Eukaryota; Viridiplantae; Streptophyta; Magnoliopsida; Poales; Poaceae.